GUGACUGGUGCGCGGCUCUGUAAGACACAAAGCCACGCCCAUCUUCAUGAACGUUUUGAGGAAGUCCCGUGACGACCAGCCAAUCAGCUGCUCCACCUCCUGAUGUCAGGCAACGACGACGAAUGGGGUUGACGUGACAACAGAGAUGGACGGGAACCGUAAGGAUUUUUACAUCGGUCUCUCUCUGGCUGUGAGCUCCAGUGUUUUCAUCGGUACAAGUUUCAUCCUAAAGAAGAAAGGCCUGCUGCGAUUGGCCAGCAAGGGUUCAGUGCGAGCAGGUCAAGGAGGGUAUACUUACCUGAAAGAAUGGCUAUGGUGGGCAGGACUUAUUUCAAUGGGAACUGGAGAGGCCGCCAACUUUGCUGCAUAUGCAUUUGCUCCGGCCACACUGGUGACUCCUCUUGGAGCAUUGAGUGUACUUGUAAGUGCGGUGCUCUCCUCUUACUUUCUGAAUGAGAGGCUGAAUGUGCAUGGGAAGAUCGGCUGUUUGCUGUGCAUCUUGGGCUCCACAGUGAUGGUGAUCCAUGCCCCACAGGAAGAGGAGGUUGUCUCCCUCAGUGCUAUGGCUGAGAAGCUCAAAGACCCAGGUUUCAUUGUGUUUGCUGUGUGCGUUGUUGGAAGCAGCCUGGUUCUUAUCUUUGCCGUGGCUCCGCGGUUUGGACAGAAGAAUGUGCUGGUCUACAUCCUGAUCUGCUCUGUGAUUGGCUCCCUGUCUGUGUCUUGUGUCAAGGGCCUGGGCAUUGGCAUUAAGGAGCUGUUUGCUGGGACAGCAGUGCUGAAGGAACCCCUGUUCUGGUCCUUACUCAUCUGCCUGGUAAUCUGUGUCAGCGUUCAAAUCAGUUACCUGAACAAAGCCCUCGACAUCUUCAACACCUCCCUAGUCAUUCCCAUCUACUACGUCUUCUUCACCACCUCCGUCAUGGCCUGCUCAGCCAUUCUCUUCAAGGAGUGGUUGAGAAUGACCACUGACGGAGUAGUUGGAACAAUCAGUGGGUUCCUCACCAUCAUUUUUGGGAUCUUCCUCCUCCAUGCCUUUAAAGACAUUGUAUUUAGUUUUGAGUCCCUCCCUCUCUUCCUGAGGAAGGGUCCUCAGGGCUUUCCAUGGGGGCCCCAGUCUUAUGUGGCUCUUCCCAGCCACGACACACAAGCAGAGGAUGAGGUAAAACUGCCCAGAGAGGGAAGCUCUAAGGGGGGGUGGGGUACGCACCAGAGAACUCCUUAAGGAUAGUCUUUCCACUAUUGACAAAAAAUGCUUAUAACAAUCCUAAAGCUUUACUGCACAUCACAGCCAUACAAUGUGAGAAAUUAGUUACUAAUAGUCAUGUUAUAGUUUUACAUAAUGCAGUAUGCACUGGAUGAACAUAGUUGCCUUAAGUGAGAAUAAUAUUCUUGUCAGCAUACUGGAUUUUAUAUUAAAUGUUUCCUAGUUCAACAUGAUGGUGAAUUCACUUUAGUAAAAAAGAAAAGCCAGAUAGAAUUAUGAUCUGAAGUAUAAUGUAGGUUAUAACUAAUUUGUUGCACUGCUCUGUACAUUUUGUAUUGUUUAUAGUAUAUUAAGUUUAAAAAUAAUGAACAUUGAAUAGCCUGCAUAAACCAAGUGUGCCUUGCUACUGUAAACAAUAACCGUAUUCAUAGGUUAGCACUUUUAAAUAAGCAUAUAUUGAACACAUUUAUGAUUUAUAGACAAUGCAAAAGCAAGAACAAAAACUACCCUGAAUGCAUUUCAAUCAUCCGUUGAUGAAGUUUGAGUAAUACUUUGACCUGUUACUGUAAUACCUCAUUAUUGUAUACAAACUGCACCAAAGAAUGUUUUUUUUCCCUGUGUGGAUUAACUUCCAGCAUGUGCCAAGCUGUUACAUAUCUAUGAUGUAAGAGAACUUUGUGUGUGUUUCAUAAUGCAGAUUAAAAACACAGCUACAACAUGA
Messenger RNA from Trematomus bernacchii (emerald rockcod), 1925 nucleotides. RefSeq lists its product as uncharacterized. The record is from RefSeq and is a predicted model, not a curated record. Gene Ontology annotation, cellular component: membrane. The transcript is spliced from 6 exons. Gene Ontology annotation, molecular function: magnesium ion transmembrane transporter activity. Gene Ontology annotation, biological process: magnesium ion transport. NCBI's taxonomy places the organism in Eukaryota, Metazoa, Chordata, Actinopteri, Perciformes, Nototheniidae. The coding region runs from base 146 to 1222 and encodes 358 amino acids.